UCUCUCGUCAGUGUUCUUCCUGCACGUUUUUCAAGAUGGACGCCGAUCUUUACGAUGAGUUCGGAAACUAUAUCGGCCCAGAACUGGACAGCGAUGAAGAAAGCGAGUCCGAAGAAGAAGAACCCGAGGAUGAUAUUGAAGCUAUCGCUGAUAGAGAUGAAGAAGAACAAAUGGACCAAGAUGAAGAACCACGCAUGCAAAUUGUCUUACAUGAGGAUAAGAAAUAUUAUCCAACAGCUGAAGAAGUUUAUGGACCAGAAGUAGAGGCAAUUGUACAAGAAGAAGAUACACAACCAUUAACAGAACCAAUUAUUAAACCAGUGGUAAAAAAGAAAUUCUCACUCAUUGAGCAAGAACUUCCUCUGACAAAUUAUGACAUUGAGUAUCUCGCAGACUUGAUGGACAACCCAGACCUUAUCAGAAAUGUAACUUUGGCAGGACAUUUACACUCUGGAAAGACUACUUUCCUUGACCGCUUGUUUGAGCAAACACAUCCAGAACUUGAAUCAAAAGAAGGCAAAGAUCUUAAUUAUUCAGAUUUUCUGUUCACGGAACAAGAGAGAGGCGUCAGCAUAAAAAGUACUCCAGUUUCCUUGGUCCUCCCAGAUACCAAAGGCAAAUCCUUCCUGGUCAAUAUUUUUGAUACUCCAGGUCAUGUAAAUUUUUCAGAUGAGGUGACAGCAGCAUAUCGGCUCUGUGAUGGUGUUAUGAUCUUCAUAGAUGCAUCAGAAGGGGUCAUGUUAAACACAGAGCGACUACUAAAGCAUGCCGUACAAGAACAGCUGGCUAUAACUAUUUGUAUAAAUAAGAUUGAUCGUCUAUUGCUGGAACUUAAACUUCCCCCUGCAGAUGCAUAUUACAAGUUAAAACACAUUGUCGAUGAAGUAAACAGCUUAUUAAGCACGUUUGCUGAGGAUGAAGAUAUUGUGGUUUCCCCUUUGCUUGGGAAUGUCUGUUUUGCCAGCUCGGCAUAUGGUUUUUGUUUUACGCUGCUUUCCUUUGCCAAGCUCUACACAGAUAGUUUUGGGGGUGGAAUGAAUCCAAAAGAUUUUGCCAAUCGACUGUGGGGUGACAUGUACUUCAAUUCAAAAACGAGGAAAUUUACACGUAAAGCUCCGUUAAGUACUUCUCACAGAAGUUUUGUUGAGUUCAUCCUGGAACCACUUUACAAAAUCUUUGGACAGGUUGUUGGAGACGUAGACACCACUCUACCUGAUGUUCUGGAUGAACUAGGUAUUCAUUUGACCAAGAAGGAGAUGCAGUACAACAUUAGACCUCUACUGAGACUAGUCUGUAAGAGAUUCUUUGGAGACUUCACAGGAUUUGUUGAUGUGUGUGUUCAUCAUAUUGCUUCACCAAAGGCCAUGGCAAGGACAAAGGUCAACCAUACUUAUACAGGACCUUUGGACUCAGAUAUUGUAGAUUCUAUGUAUGAUUGUAAUGCUGAGGGUACUCUGAUGGUGCACACAACCAAACAGUACCCAUCCAAUGAUGCUACAGCCUUUCAUGUGUUUGGUCGUGUUAUGAGUGGCACACUAUAUGCUGGUCAACAAGUGCGUGUCCUUGGAGAAAACUACACAGUGGAAGAUGAAGAAGACUCAAGAGUUGGAUUGGUUGGAAGGCUUUGGAUCUCUGAAGCAAGGUAUAAGAUUGAAGUCAACAGAAUCCCAGCAGGCAACUGGGUCUUGAUUGAAGGAAUCGACCAGUCGAUUGUCAAGACUUCAACCAUAACAGAAGUGACAGGAACUGAAGAGGUCUACAUCUUCCGCCCUCUAAAGUUCAACACUUGUUCAACUAUCAAGAUAGCCGUUGAACCACACAACCCCUCAGAACUACCUAAGAUGUUGGAUGGGUUGCGUAAAGUCAACAAGAGUUACCCCAUACUUACUACCAAGGUGGAAGAAUCAGGGGAGCAUGUUAUUCUAGGCACAGGUGAACUCUACCUGGAUAGUAUCAUGCACGAUCUACGAAAAUUAUACUCUGAAAUAGACAUCAAGGUAGCAGACCCUGUAGUUGCCUUCUGUGAGACAGUAGUAGAAACCUCUUCUCUCAAGUGUUUUGCAGAGACACCGAACAAAAAGAAUAAAGUCACUAUGAUCGCUGAACCACUCGAGAAAGGUUUAGCUGAAGACAUCGAGAAUGAAAAAGUCCUCAUCACGUGGAACAAGAAAAAGCUUGGUGAAUUUUUCCAGACCAAGUAUGACUGGGAUUUGUUAGCUGCUCGAUCUAUCUGGGCCUUUGGACCCGAGAAUACUGGACCAAACAUCUUGGUCGAUGAUACUCUUCCUUCUGAGGUGGAUAAGAGUCUGUUAAACACUGUUAAAGACUCCAUUAUACAGGGUUUUCAGUGGGCAACAAGAGAAGGACCUUUGUGUGAUGAACCUAUUCGUAACGUCAAGUUCAAGAUUCUCGAUGCAGUCAUUGCUGGUGAACCCAUCCAUCGAGGUGGUGGUCAGAUCAUCCCUACAUCCCGUAGGGUCGCAUAUUCAGCGUUUCUCAUGGCCACACCACGCUUGAUGGAGCCGUACUUUUUUGUCGAAGUUCAAGCUCCUGCUGACUGUGUAUCUUCGGUGUAUACGGUGCUCGCACACAGAAGAGGUCACGUGACUCAAGACGCACCAGUGCCAGGCUCCCCACUGUACACCAUCAAAGCGUUUAUUCCAGCCAUCGAUUCGUUUGGAUUCGAGACAGAUUUGAGAACACACACCCAAGGACAAGCCUUCUGUAUGUCUGUGUUCCAUCACUGGCAGAUCGUCCCCGGUGAUCCUCUGGAUAAAAGCAUCACUAUUCGCCCUCUUGAACCACAGCCAGCUACUCACCUAGCCAGGGAAUUCAUGAUCAAAACGCGUAGACGAAAGGGUCUCAGUGAAGACGUCAGCAUUAAUAAGUUCUUCGAUGACCCUAUGUUGCUGGAGUUGGCACGCCAAGAUGUCAUGUUUAACUACCCCAUGUAACACCCAAGCAAAUCAAAUCAACUAUGUAUACUCCUGGUUCUCGUAGCCGAAUCGUAGUGGUUGACUUUUGCUAUGUAAACCAACAUACGGCUUUUCUCAUUUCAUUCUCUUGGGAAUGAUUACGAACCAUCUAUAGAUUAUUUAUAGCCCCACCAAUGAGAUAUUCUGUCUUCUACAUCUAUUAGUAAAGUCUGUUCAAAGCUACAUUUAAAGUUAAAUUUUGCCUUAGACUUAGUGAGGGCUUCGUGUGAGUGGGAAACGAUGCGGGAAAUUUGUAUUCGUACUUGAGUCAUGCCGUAUCUUACCGUGGCCGUAACUACGCGUCGUGAUUGGAUGAAUUGCUUGAAAGACAAUGGGAAGCCAUUUGGAUGUUACGGCAUGUCGUACCCAGUACGGGCUGCAAGUCAGUACCGUACGUUUGCCAUUCAUACGAUAACCAUUCUUAUGGGAAGCCAUUUCAAUGUAACGGAAUGUCGUACCGCGUACGUACCCUUCGUUUCCCACACAUACGAAAAUCGCUUCAUUAAAAGGAAAAAAUAAAAAAUUUUCAAUGUAAUAUUUUAAAACUAUACUAAGUUACUUAUAUAAAACUUGUGAAUUUCGAUUUCAAUUGAAGUUUGGCUACUUGAUGGCUAAAACAAGUUUUGAUUUACUUUCGUAUAUUCUUUUGAUAGAAGCGACAAUAUCUCUGCAGUCGAAGCAGUUUUACUGUGCAAACAUCAUCUAAAUCUUGCUGGAUAUUCUCUUGAACCAUAUCACUCGCCAAGCCAGUGUGUGUAUCUCUCCAAGUAGAUCAAAUGUAAUAGUACAAGACAUAACUCUUUCCUAAUGUGCCUAUCGCAUGUYAUUUUACAUCUACUUUUAUAAAAUUGUACAAAACGUGAA
Actinia tenebrosa (Australian red waratah sea anemone) is the source of this 3839-nucleotide messenger RNA. Its product is annotated as 116 kDa U5 small nuclear ribonucleoprotein component. Lineage: Eukaryota; Metazoa; Cnidaria; Anthozoa; Actiniaria; Actiniidae. Gene Ontology annotation, cellular component: U2-type catalytic step 2 spliceosome; U4/U6 x U5 tri-snRNP complex; cytosol. Gene Ontology annotation, biological process: mRNA splicing, via spliceosome. The record is from RefSeq and is a predicted model, not a curated record. Gene Ontology annotation, molecular function: GTPase activity; U5 snRNA binding; GTP binding.